AUUCUUUUUUUGGACAGUUCAUAACCUGUCAAUGUUUAACUUGUUGCCAUGGAUACCAAUGAUUCUGACAUUAAGGAUUCGAUGUGUCUGGGCGAUACUAUAUAUACUGCAUGUGAAACUGUUUGUUCUUUGUCAGGACUUUCGUGAUGAAGACUUACACCAUAGUUAUUGUCAAUUACUCUAUUCACAAUUGUUAUUCUGCUUGAAACUAUUCUGAAAUAAACUAAAUCCACUUUGGAGAUUUGUAAACUUUAGAAGUGACUGGUGAGAGUAAGCCUGAGGUGUAAGGCCACUCCUGCCGCAGAGGCUCAGACCUCGACCUGACAUUCAAAGAAAGCAACAACAGCUGCACAUAUGGAAUUUGUUUCCUGGAUAUUGGAGAGUGAACAAGGAAGCUAUGAAGACAAUGCUGAUGCUGGGGAAAAGAGUAAGCCAAUGGAAGGGGGUGUCCAUAGCCAUUUAGAGGAGAGGUUCCGUCCUUAUAUUGAUCUGAUUGAUUCUUUGAGACUGAUUGGAAUUGAAGAUUUAGCUUUGCCAACUAUAGCUGUUAUUGGAGAUCAGAGUUCUGGAAAAAGCUCUGUGUUAGAAGCGCUAUCUGGAGUGGCAUUGCCCAGAGGAAGUGGUAUUGUGACAAGAUGUCCACUGGAGUUAAAGCUGAGGAAGAUUAAAUGUGGUGUUCAAUGGCAAGCCGUAAUAUCUUACAAAGAUCAGUUCAUUGAGUUUGAUGACCCAUCACUGGUUGAGGGCUACGUUAAAGCAGCCCAGAAUGAGCUGGCUGGGGAAGGUUUUGGGAUUUGUGAUGAACUCAUCACCCUGGAGAUCAUGGCUCCUGAUGUGUGUGACCUCACACUGAUCGAUCUCCCUGGGAUUGCCCGAGUUCCUGUAAAAGGUCAACCGGAGGACAUCGGACAUCAGAUCAAAAAUCUCAUAUGGAAAUAUAUAGAGAAGGACCAAACUAUAAAUUUGGUCGUGGUCCCAUGUAAUGUUGACAUAGCAACAACAGAAGCUCUGAAAAUGGCACAGGAAGUGGAUCCUGAAGGAAAAAGGACAUUGGCUAUUCUCACAAAGCCAGACCUUGUAGACAGAGGAACAGAAAAAAACAUCUUGAAAAUAGUCCGAAAUCAGGUCAUUCCCUUAAGCAAAGGGUAUCUCAUCGUUAAGUGCCGUGGCCAACAGCAAAUUGAUGAUAAAAUCUCUCUGUCUGAGGCCACUCGAGUAGAGAAGGAAUUCUUCAGACAUCAUGAAUUCUUCAGUUGCCUGUUGUACGAGGAGAAAGCAACUAUUCAGUGUCUUGCGAAAAAACUGACUCAAGACCUGGUUGAUCACAUCAAAAAAUCGUUACCUCUGAUCUCAGAGGAUAUCAAGAAGCAGCUGUGGAGCUUGAGAAAAGAGCUAAGUCAGUGUGAAGCUGGUCCACCACUGGACCCACAGAAGAGGAAGAUAUUUUUUAUUGAUAACUUGACAAAAUUUAAUGAUAAGAUCAACCGCUUGGCAUCUGGGGAAGUGGUCAACAAUGACAACUUGUUUGUAAUGCUUCGGUCUGAAUUCAAAAAGUGGAAAGAUUAUCUUGACAACACAAAGGCAUCAUUCCACAAAACGGUCCAGGAAGUGGUGAGUGAAUAUGACCUGAAGCACAGAGGACGUGAACUGCCUGGUUUCAGUGACUACAAGGUGUUUGAGAUGGUGGUGCAGAAGCUUGUGAUCCAGCUAACAGGACCAGCUAUUCAGACACUCAGGGGCAUCAGAGAAACCAUUCAGAAAGAGUUUUCAGAUGUGUCCAAAACCUGCUUCCUCAACUACCCUUUCCUCCAGUGUGUUGCUAUGAACAAGAUCGACAACAUUCAGUCAAAGCAGGAAGCCAAGGUGGAGCAGAGGAUCAUGGAGCAGUUUGAGAUGGAGCAAUUGGUCUACACUCAAGAUGGCAUCUACUUCAAGACCUUGAAUGAGAUUAAGCCUGCUAAGGGAAAAAAUGCUUCAGAAGACAACUUUGCUGGGUUUGACAACAGAAACAAAUAUCCUGAAAUGCUGCAGGCUUAUUAUGAGAUCGUGGUGCAGCGCUUGGCUGACCAGGUGCCCAUGCUGAUCCGAUACUUCAUGCUGAAGGAAUCCGCUCAGCUGCUGUGCAGUGAGAUACUGGGUUUAGUGGAUGGUACCAACGUGGCCGAUGCCUUGCAUGAAGAGUCGGAUGUCAGCAGACGCCGCAUUGACAUUCAGAAACGCAUGGACCGUCUUAGCCUUGCUCAAGACAAACUCAGAAACUUUGUUUGAAGCCAGGGGCCACUGUAUAGCAGGAUUUUACAUCCUUUCUAGUUUAGCACCUGAAUCAACCUAUCAGCUAAUUACAUUUGUCUGAAUGUGGUGUGUUAAAAGAGGGAAAUGCUAAUCUCUGUAGGUUUGUGGCCCAUGUCACAUGUCCCACUGAUCGCAUGUUCUGUGUUACUCCUAAUAAGCAACCCUAUUUACGUUCUGGUUUCUGUGUGUUCCAUUGUCAAGCUUUUGUUGUUGUGUAUGCCACAGUUUUCCUUGUAGUGUGAUGUUUUUAGCUUGUUUUACCACUGUUCAAGUUAAUGCUUUUGUUUAGAUUUUUGUCAUAGUCUUGGUUGGUUAGGUUGUACUUUUCACAAUAUAUAAGCUACAUUUGCAUCCACCUUCCCCUCCCAAUCAUGACAAACACCCUCAUAUUAAAGUUGAAAGUCUGCACUUUGAA
This is a messenger RNA of Ictalurus punctatus (channel catfish), 2707 nucleotides long. RefSeq names its product interferon-induced GTP-binding protein Mx2. Gene Ontology annotation, molecular function: GTPase activity; GTP binding; microtubule binding. The record is from RefSeq and is a predicted model, not a curated record. Gene Ontology annotation, biological process: defense response to virus. Bases 355 to 2268 code for a protein of 637 amino acids. Gene Ontology annotation, cellular component: microtubule; nucleus; cytoplasm. The transcript has 14 exons. Lineage: Eukaryota; Metazoa; Chordata; Actinopteri; Siluriformes; Ictaluridae.